Messenger RNA from Micropterus dolomieu (smallmouth bass), 1032 nucleotides. It is a transcript of the gene fxyd5, whose product is annotated as FXYD domain containing ion transport regulator 5. Gene Ontology annotation, biological process: regulation of sodium ion transmembrane transporter activity. Gene Ontology annotation, molecular function: sodium channel regulator activity. The transcript has 10 exons. The record is from RefSeq and is a predicted model, not a curated record. NCBI's taxonomy places the organism in Eukaryota, Metazoa, Chordata, Actinopteri, Centrarchiformes, Centrarchidae. Gene Ontology annotation, cellular component: membrane. Bases 142 to 741 code for a protein of 199 amino acids.
GGAUGAGGAAGUAGUGAUGGUGAGCACAUGGGUGUGGUUGCAGUUACCCCAUCAGCCUUUCAGGAGUGACAUACAGAGGAAAGCAUCGUGAAUGAUAAAUUGAGACUGUGGAUAAAUCUCUGGACCUGGGCACCUCACAGGAUGGAUACUAAGAUUUAUUUGGUUUCCUUGACCUUUCUCGUGCUUGUCACAUUAAAAGUGUCAACGGCUCAGGUACCCACCACCACAGAUCAAAUGGACUCAACAGCAACACCCACUGAAAGAGUGAGAGGCACCAGAGUUGCUGACUCCUCCCCGAAAACUUCCCCUGCUAAGCAAACCACAAGCCAGCACAUAAACACCACCAACCCAGUCAAUGGCAACACCACAUCAGAAAUUAAGACUUCAACAGCUCCCAGUGACGUAGACACAACAAAACCACAAACAAAGCUCACAUCCUUUCCAGCGACAUCCUCCUCAUCCAGAAGUGAGAAAACCACCAAAAAAGGGGCCGAUGCCUGGGAGGCUUCCUGUGUUCAACAGUCAAACUUAAUUCAGUACUUCUUUCUACUUUUACUUCUUAUAGAUCCGAAGUGGGACAAAGACUUCAGCUAUGAUUAUGAGUCCCUGCGCAGGGCUGGAUUGUCCAUAGCGGCAUUUCUUUUCGUCCUGGGCAUCCUGGUCAUUAGCUGUGGCAAGGUCUGUCGCCUGCCCAAGUGUCACAAGAGAUCAACUAAGUCAUAUCGAGUGGUCCAGGGAUAAGGAGAGAGUGUACGCUGAUGAAGUACAGAGCUGCAAGAAACCAACCUGGAGUACACCAAGAGAAAAACACUCAGCCAACACCUGGCAACAUGUGUGUGCAUGUGGAUUGACUGUAUGCUGCUUUGUAACAGUUUCAAACCAUGAAUCAUGCAGACAAGUGUGAAACAAAAGUGGAACCAUCACCCGCUUAAUCUUUGUCAAAUGUAUUUUCUAUAGUUGGCACUAAAAAAAGUAAAGUGAUUAUUUAUCUUGGAAAAUAAUGAAUUAAAAAAGAUAUGAUUCAAAUUUUAA